AUGUCUCUCUUGUGCUUCAGCUCUCAGUUCCAAUCUCACCUCUUCAGAGAGGUCUUUCCUGAAAUCCCUGAUUCCCAUUGCCCCUUUCAUGGUUCGUACAUCUCUUUCUGGACUUAGUUGGAUUCUGACAUAUAGGAUUUUUCAUAAAAAUGACUUGGGCAAUUCUCAUUGCUUGCAAUGGUCUGAGUUAGUUUCAAUAACAUUGCGUUUCCCUCUCCUUUGAGGUUUGAUAAAAGCCAUAAAACCAUGUGGGCCUGCUGUCCUUUUAAUGGUAGGUCUUGAGUCACUUUUCUAUUCUUCUAUGGUCAUUGGUCUACUUAAACUUUCUACUUCUUCUGUGAUCAGCUUAUCACAGGGGUUGGCACAUGGUUGAUACUUCCUACAUGCUAAGAAUGAGGGUAUAAAGAAAAGGGUAGGCAGGUGACGGACUCUUGGCUUCAAAUGCCCACCCUCUUCCCAAUUCAACCUGUCCAUCAAGGCCCAACCACAUGCUUCCUCCUCUGAGAUGCCCUCUUGGAUUUCUCCUGGCCCUUCUUUGUUGCUCCUUUCUUGGGUCAAUGGAUCCAUCCCUUUGCUGUUUUGCUGGGCAGAUGCCACGAGCUCUCUGCCUCCGAGCUGGCUGUCUUGAGGGUGGAGGGGGGAUGUGUGCACAGAAGAGGCCUCCCCACUCGUGCCUGGCACAUUCAGCAUGUGCUGCCACCUCCCCCCAGCAGUUCCGAUCACGCCAACAUCUGGAGAACAGGCCACCGGGUCUGUCUGCGGCUCGGUGGGGAUUUGCAUGCCAAGGUCUCUCCACCCAGCCUGGCACAAUGGGGAGGAAAAAAAUCCAGAUCUCACGCAUUCUGGACCAAAGGAAUCGGCAGGUGACAUUUACGAAGCGGAAGUUUGGGCUGAUGAAGAAGGCCUAUGAGCUGAGCGUGCUCUGCGACUGUGAGAUUGCCCUCAUCAUCUUCAACAGCGCCAAUCGCCUCUUCCAGUACGCCAGCACGGACAUGGACCGCGUGCUCCUGAAGUACACGGAAUACAGCGAGCCCCAUGAGAGCCGCACCAACACCGACAUCCUCGAGACACUGAAGCGGAGGGGUGUGGGCCUUGAUGGACCAGAGCUGGAGCCAGAUGAAGGGCCUGAGGGGCCAGGAGAGAAGCUGCGGAGGUUGGCAGGUGACGGGGGUGACCCAGCCUUGCCCCGGCCCCGGCUCUAUCCUGCAGCCCCUACAAUGCCCAGCCCGGACAUGGUAUAUGGGGCCCUGCCUCCCCCAGGCUGCGACCCCAGUGGGCUUGGGGAGGCCCUUCCUGCCCAGAGCCGCCCAUCCCCUUUCCGGCCAGCAGCCCCCAAAGCUGGGCCCCCAGGUCUGGCACACCCUCUCUUCUCACCGAGCCACCUUGCCAGCAAGACACCACCGCCCCUGUACUUAUCAGCGGACGGGCGGAGGCCGGACCUGCCUGGAAGCCUGGCGGGGGCUCGAGGAGGACUGAGCACCUCAAGAGGCCUCUACAGUAGCCUACAGAGUCCAUGCUCCGCCACAGCUCCAGGACCCCCACUCGGGAGUUUCCCCUUCCUCCCGGCAGGUCCCCCAGAAUAUGGCCUGGGAGACCCCCCUCCGCCCCCUGGCCUGCUGCAGCCCCCCACCCUGGCCCCCUGGCAGCAUUCGAGGGGUGAUGGGCCCCCAGCCGCCCCACCCCAGCCCAGUGGGAGCCGUAGCCUGAGCGAGGAGGGUCUCCCCGCCCGUGGCGCCUCCCCGCCGACCCCCCCAGUCAGCAUCAAGUCCGAACGCCUGUCGCCGGCCCCCGGGGGCCCCGGCGACUUUCCCAAGACUUUCCCCUAUCCCUUGCUCCUGUCCCGGCCCCUGGCAGAGCCCCUACGGCCCGGGCCCCCACUGCGCCGGCUGCCCACAGCCGACGGCUGGGCUCGAUAAUGGACCCAGGGAUGGCACCAGUCCUUCCUCCCACGCAGGGCUGGGUGAGGGCACGUGGGGUCCCAGUCUCCCUCCCCGCUUCGUUAGAGAAGAGCCAGCAGUUACGUCCUUCCAAAGUGAAGGCCUGGAGUUCGGAUCCACGGUCGGGGGGGCUCCCUUC
Enhydra lutris kenyoni (northern sea otter) is the source of this 2076-nucleotide messenger RNA. RefSeq names its product myocyte enhancer factor 2B. Bases 489 to 1916 code for a protein of 475 amino acids. The record is from RefSeq and is a predicted model, not a curated record. Gene Ontology annotation, biological process: positive regulation of transcription by RNA polymerase II. Gene Ontology annotation, molecular function: DNA-binding transcription factor activity, RNA polymerase II-specific; RNA polymerase II cis-regulatory region sequence-specific DNA binding; protein dimerization activity. The transcript is spliced from 9 exons. Lineage: Eukaryota; Metazoa; Chordata; Mammalia; Carnivora; Mustelidae.